This is a messenger RNA of Dichomitus squalens LYAD-421 SS1, 1398 nucleotides long. RefSeq lists its product as uncharacterized. Lineage: Eukaryota; Fungi; Basidiomycota; Agaricomycetes; Polyporales; Polyporaceae. The record is from RefSeq and is a predicted model, not a curated record. Bases 1 to 1398 code for a protein of 465 amino acids. The transcript is spliced from 5 exons.
AUGUCCUCAAGCAACCAGCCCACCGUAGUGAUUGACGACGCCAAUCUACACUACAACACAUCGCGCGACGCUGCUCAGGCCACACCCCCUUCGAGCGCGGUCUCCGAUUCGGUUGCCGGGGCGAAGACGUCCCCCUGGAACAACACGCUUGUUGUGGUCACUACUCCCACCAGCUUCUGGUACAAUGUGACCGGCUACAGCAGAGUCGCCGUGUACGGAGCACUCAUCCCGCCUACGAGCGUCGGCGUGACCGCAUGGGCGAACUACACGAUCGACGGCAACUACACCGCGGCGAACAUAACCACCUCUGCGAAAAUCAUCACCGACUUCCCGCUGUUCACCUCCGUCGAGCUCGAUCCCAACCAGCAGUAUGACCUCACGGCGGACAUCUGGGCGUCACCAGAUGCUCCCUAUCUGCUGGAUUAUGUGCUCGCGUUCUCGCCACCAAAGCCAGUGCCUGUCUCGACCUCUAGCACUACUUCCAGCACUAGCUCAAGCACUAUGACGGCGAGCUCUACGGAAUCUGCUAGGGCGACGUCCGCGGCGGAUCUCAAGAUACCACAUCCUGUCGUAUUUGUCGGAGCGUUGGCUGGAGUGUGCGCGCUGCUCCUUGCGCUGUUGCUCGUCACCUGCUGCUGCUGGUGCCGUGCUCGUAAAUCUAAACCAAAUAAGAUCGAAGAGCCCGCUGCCCCCGAGCCUCCCUUCCCGCCUCGGCCCACCAUGACCAAGAGCGCAACUCUGGUCUCGACAAAGGCAUCUAGGAGAGGGGACUCGUUCUACGAGCCACCGCUGGCAUCUUCUACGACUACGCUUGCCCCUGAAUCUGCGCCUCCCCCCGUUGCUGGGCCCGGGCCUACGCAGGCGCCCAGACCGCCAACGACAUACGCCCCUGAAAAUGUCCAAUUCGCAGGUCCGGGAGCCUCGUAUCAUCGCUCUAUGACGAUGCCUACACAGCAAAAUCUCCAGAUGUCAUCUCCAAUGGUGCAGGAGAUGCCCAGACAGGAAGGCCUGCAGCGGUCCGUGAGCCCAUAUCACCUUUUGCCGCACGCGGCCUCGAAGCCGCGCCUACACGUAGGGACCCGCAUGCCCUCGGGAAUGUCGAGUCCCCCAGCUAUUCAACUCCCUACGCCGUUCGAACUCCCACCCGCUGGCGAGAUCCUCACCCCGGAGUCGCCCUUGCACAAUCCAUAUGACGACCUGUAUGGGCAUAUGGACAAUGCGCCCUCGGGCCCUGCUGUUACGCCGGAAGAGCGCUUCCACAUCGACACCAGCCACAUCGACACCAACCACAAUAGGAACAAACACGUCAACCCCAGCCCCAGCAACAUCCGCGCAGCCCGAGCUCAAAGCCAGUGCGUCUACCCCAGUACCCGUUCAAACCAAUCUGGGUCCGAAUGA